AUGUCGGCUCAUAUCAAAAUUCUUUGUUGGAACUGUCGUGGGGUGUUUAACCCCCGUACUAUUGAUCGGAUUAAUGAUUUCAUUCGACGUUUCAAACCUUCUAUUAUCUGUCUGGUUGAGACAAAAACUGAUCAUUCUCGCUCUCUUCGGUUUUGCAACAGGUUUGCUAAGCAUUGGGAGUGGGCGGCCAUUCCGGCUUAUGGUUUAUCGGGAGGCAUCAUCACCCUUUGGUCUCGCUGCCUUGGCAGGGUGACUCCUGUCGCUGCUACUUCUAUGUCCCUUAACUUAGUGAUUACCUCCAUGGAUGGCCCUUGGAUCCUCUCCAUUGUUUAUAACUUCCAGAUUCUGGCUUUUCAGAAAACCCUUUGGAACACUCUCUCCAGAAUUAGUGGCACUCGCCUACCUUGGAUCCUUACGGGUGACUUUAAUGCGGUUCUCUCUGAGUCGGAAUUUCAUGGCGGAUCUCGCUUCACUUGGUGCAAUAACCGGACAGGGUUGGCUUGCCGCUGGGCACGUCUUGAUCGGUUCCUCAUCAACAGUGAUUGGGCUACUCACUUCUCUUCUAUCCAUAAUCGUCAUCUCCCGAGAGCUUCUUCUGAUCACUCCCCCCUGUUGCUGGAGGCUCGCUCUUAUGCACAUUCCAAAAACCCUGUUUUUCACUUUGAUAACUACUGUUCCUCCUCUCCCAUAUAUUCUUUCCAUCACUGUAUUAGUCGUGCUAAGCAUAACCUCAUUGCUUGGCAUGUUGCAAGUUUAAGACCUAUUGAUAUUGAAAUCACGAAUCUAGAAGCGGAGAUCACUGCUACAGAAGAGCGUGAUCUUUCUCUUCCGGAUCCGUGGAAUCAUCUUUGGCUCCGUUCCUUACGCAAUCGUCUUACUGCCCUUUUGCGUCAGAAUUCCAUCUUCUGGGCUCAGCGAGCACGGAUGCAGUGGAUUAACCAGGGGGAUGUCAACUCUGCGUUCUUUCACCGGGUCGUCAGGGCCCGCCAGGUUAAAUCUAAAAUUCAUUCCCUUAGAGAUAAUAAUGGCAAUAUUUUUACUCUUCAUGAUGAUAUUGAGAAUGAGUUUCUUUCCUUCUAUCAUAAUCUUUGGGCUUCUUCCUCUUCCCCUACUCUUGAUUAUGUGUUGUCUGUCAUCCCGGAUGAUCUUCCUGCGCUUCUGUUUGAUGACAAGGACGAGUUGAUCAAACCUGUCACCAAGGGGGAGGUGUUCCGAACCCUUAGGUCCAUGUCGCGUGGAAAAUCUCCGGGCCCGGAUGGUUUUAAUGCUGAGUUUUAUCUCUUUUACUGGAAUAUUUUGGGAGAUCACAUCUUUAAAGCCAUUACUCAUUUUUUUGACACUGCCAAAAUUCCUAAUUCUUGGGGUAAAACUUUUGUUGUUUUUAUUCCUAAAAUUGAGCAUCCUCAAAAAGUUUCUGACUUUCGCCCUAUUUCUCUUUGCAAUGUUUGCUAUAAAAUUGUUUCUAAAGUUCUUGCUGCUAGACUCAAAAUUGUUCUCCCCGAAUUAAUUGGCCCUGAGCAUACGGGUUUUCUUGCUGGUAGAUCUACUGUUGACAACAUCCUUGUUGUUCAGGAGAUUGUUCAUUCCAUGGAAACUGACAAAACUAGCCCCCCUAGGAUGCUUUUAAAGGUAGACAUUGAGAAGGCCUUUGAUACUAUCAAUUGGAACCUGAUCCUUGCAACCCUCCAAAGAAUGUGCUUUCCCGCUAUUUGGAUUAAAUGGAUUGAGUCUUGUCUUUCUUCAGCUUUCUUUUCUCUUCUUAUCAAUGGCCGGCCCUCUAGAUGGAUCACUAGCUCUCGUGGUGUCCGUCAGGGUGACCCCAUUUCCCCCCUUCUCUUUAUUCUUGCUUCUCAAAAUCUCUCUGCCAUCCUCAAUCAUGCUCUCUAUAUUAAUUUCAUUCCUGGGUUUGAUGUUCGGCUCACGCGGAACAUCAACCAUCUCAUGUUUGCUGAUGAUCUUCUCAUAAUCUCUAAGGCCUCUAGGCAAUCCGCUAGAAACAUCCUUUUCUGCCUAAACUUGUAUGCUUCUAUUUCUGGCCAGAAUCCCAACCUUAACAAAUCUGCUCUUUUUCUGCCCAGUUGGUUUAACAGGAAGAUUUCCAAAUCUAUUGCCUUAAUUCUUAACAUCAAGGUUGGAAAUUUUCCUUUUACAUAUUUGGGAGCUCCUAUCUCUCCCUUUCGCCUCCCUGUUCACCAAUUCCGAUCUCUUGUCAAUAACGCUGAGGCUGCUAUUAGUAAGUGGAACCAUUCCCCCAUUUCGCAGGCUGGGCGAAUCACUCUUAUUAACUCUAGUAUUUUCUCGCUUCCUGUUUACUUCCUUUCUAUUUUCCAUCUCCCGGACUCAAUUCUGGAUUCCAUCUCUAAGUUGGCUCGCAGAUUUCUUUGGGGUAGGCAUGGCGGGGGUCAGAGUUUCCAUUCUAUUGGUUGGCAUGUUUCUACUCUUUCUAAAUCUGAGGGGGGUUUAGGCCUGCGAAACCUUAGAAAUGCCCGUACUGCUCUCAUGGCCAAACAUGCUUUCUCUAUCGCAAAUAAUUCUGAUAAAAUUUGGGUUUCCAUCUUCCUUCACAAGUAUCCACACUGGUGCAUUUGGAACAGCUGCUCUCAUUCUUCUGAUUCUAGUUUGCACAAAGCUAUUUCAAAAACAAUGUCUGUCAUUAAACAAAACUUUCAUCUUGCUACUUGUAAUCCAAAUCUGGUUAAUGUUUGGGAGGAUCCUUGGCUCCUGGAUCUCCCUCUUAAUUACAAGCCCACUUUUAUCAAUAUGAAUGUCAUUGAUGACCUUGCAGUCAAUUCUUUUAUCUCUGAGAAUACCUUUAAUUCAAAUGCUUGCUCUGAGCUUUUUGGUGGCAGCCUGAGCAGAGUUGUGCUUAAUGAGACCAAUUUUGACAUCCAUGCUUCUAAUGAUUGGGUCUGGCGACCCAUCUCAUCCAAAGCCACUACUGUGGCUGUUGUCUAUGACUUUGUUAAUUCUGGGAGGACUUCUCAGUUGGUUUGGAAUGGGUGGCAAAUCAUUUGGAAAUUGAAGGUUGUCCCUCGUGUUAAGGUUUUCCUGUGGAAACUGGCCCAUGGGAAGCUUCCAACUGGCAAUUAUCUCUUUAACCUUAACAUUGGACCUGUCUCUCUUUGCCACUUUUGUAAUAUUCAUCCUGAAAACUCUACUCACCUUUUCUGGGAAUGCAGGAAUUCUGUUAGUUGUUGGUUGAUUACCUUAAACUGGCUGGGUUUGGACCACUCCUUCCUUACUCAACUUAAACAGGGCUCUUGGCUCACCUGCAACUUACAUUGUAACAUCAAAUGUGAUUUUGCCAAAGCUUUCCUUGCAUCUGUGGCAUACCACAUCUGGUCUGCUAGAUGCAAUUUUCUCUUCCGGCAAAUUUCGGCAAACUUCAACUUGAUCCCUUCCAAAGCUUGGUCAGCUACUCAUGACUACUUCACUGCUCAUGGCCUUAUUCAGACUCAUUUCUCUAUUUAUUCCAGGCCUGCCCAACUCUCCAUUUCUGUCUCUACUGAUGCGGCAUGGGACUCUAAUUCAGGAUCUGUCGGUGUAUCCUGUGCUUCUGCUCUUGAUGCAGAGCUUCUUGCUAUUCUUUUUGCCCUGGAUCAUUGCUCUCACUCUGGUUGGACUCCUUCAAAUCUCUACACUGAUUGCCGUUCUGCAGUUCAUCUUCUUCAGCAUUUCAACAAUAUCACUGCUUGGCGUUGCUCUGUGACAAUCCAAUCCAUCAACCGGAUUGUGCACCAGUGGCCUGACUUCUACUUUGAUCAAAUUAGCCGUGACUUCAACUCCUUUGAUGAUCGGCUUGCCCACUUUGGCAGUUCAAAUCCACAACUUUCGUAG
This is a messenger RNA of Dioscorea cayenensis subsp. rotundata (Guinea yam), 3837 nucleotides long. RefSeq lists its product as uncharacterized. The transcript is spliced from 5 exons. NCBI's taxonomy places the organism in Eukaryota, Viridiplantae, Streptophyta, Magnoliopsida, Dioscoreales, Dioscoreaceae. Gene Ontology annotation, molecular function: nucleic acid binding; RNA-DNA hybrid ribonuclease activity. Bases 1 to 3837 code for a protein of 1278 amino acids. The record is from RefSeq and is a predicted model, not a curated record.